Molecule: messenger RNA, 3800 nt
Organism: Vespa mandarinia (Asian giant hornet)
Lineage: Eukaryota; Metazoa; Arthropoda; Insecta; Hymenoptera; Vespidae
Gene: pHCl-1
Product: pH-sensitive chloride channel 1
Biological process (GO): monoatomic ion transmembrane transport
Cellular component (GO): membrane
Molecular function (GO): extracellular ligand-gated monoatomic ion channel activity; transmembrane signaling receptor activity
Source: RefSeq, a predicted model, not a curated record
GACGAAACUACCCUCAGUCUGAAAGACACCGCGGAGCUUUGCGGACGCGCGCGCGCUCCCCGCCUCCCCUUUCUCGUGUGUGUAUGUGUGCCGUGUGCGCGCGCGUGCGUGCGUGUGGUGCGUGCGUAAAAGGCUCUCGCUACAAGGGAAGAAAACGAAAGGAAGAAAGGGAAAUGAAAAAAGAGAGAUAGGAUUGUUACUGAGAAUAAGACAUCUGAUGACAUUGCGUAGAUCUAACGCGUAUAUUUUUAUUCGCGAGGAAAUCUAACGAGAAAAAUUUUUAUCUUCGUGGAAAACAAUAUUGGGCGAUUAGAAAGGAGAACAAAGAGAAUAGAUACGACGUUUAUCGUGGCCUCUACAUUGAGACAGAAAGAAAUAGAAAAGGAGAGAGAGAGAGAGAGAGAGAGAGAGUGUGUGAGAGAGAGAGAGGGCAAAAAGAGGGUCAGAGUCAGCGAUCUCUUUUGAUCAUUUGCCAGGAACUCUUCCGAGUGACAUAACGCGCGAGCAUAGCAAAGGAAUCACACGUUCGUACUCGAAACUUCUUCGAUAAUUUCUUUAUAAACGAGAGAGAGAGAGAGAGGGGAGAGAGAGAGAGAGAGAGAGAGAGAGAAAGAGAGAGAGAGAGAGAGAGAGAGAGAGAUAAAUAGGAAUACAUAGAAUAAUACGAAGAAUGAACGGUGAAAUAAGAAAGAAGGACAAAUUAUAUCGGUGAGAUUCUUUUUUCUCACUACGUCGUCAUUUUUCUUUUCUUCCUUUUUAAAAAUUUUUUAGUUAAUCCUCCAAACACCUGUCUCUCUUCUGCUCUUUGUUGUCCAAUGAACAACUAUCAUUACCAGGAUCGAACGUGUCUACACGCGAUCGCGUAACCGCGUGGAAUUGGCUAUUAAAUUCGCGCGAUUGAAUCGAGCGUGACGAUUGGUUGUUAUUCGUUAAUCGUCGUCAUUAUCAUUGGUGCGUUUUCUCUUCCGACUAAGUAUUAAUCACUUUUGACGUGAUCGUAUGUAGUACGCAGUAUAAGAAGAAAAAUAAAAAGAAGUAAGAAGAAUUUCUUCAUCGAUUUUUCUUAUUGAAACGAUCAAUUUCGUCGAAAUCAAAAAGAAGAUCGACAAUCUUUUUAUCAUCGAACGGAUGGACUUGGAAAAAUCGAAGAAGAACGGAGGACGACGUGAACAAUGACGAAUUUGCUAGAUAUCGACGAGAAAUCUAUUGGAGCAAGAAGUACGUAUGUAGAUUGUUGCGAUAACUUUAACCUCGUUUGACCCGGAAACAAGGCUCACAGAAUGAGAGAGCUCUUCUGUUUCCUGUUUGACGUCAUAGAGGAAGUACGUUCCUGCGUAUAACAGGAUGGAGCACCGACCGAAAUCAUUUACAAUCCUCUCUUUUAAUUCAACGCCAUUCUCAGACAUAGACACACAAGUACAUACUAUAGACAUACAUACUAUAGACAUAAUGUAAUAAUGACGAUUAGUGCUCGUCGAUGCUGAAGUAGCUAUGAAGUACUGAAGUAGAGUCUUCUACUCGAGCUAGCGGAUGAAGAGAGUCGCGAAGUGAAGAUGAGAGUUCGUAAAAGUUGAAGGAGGAAGGAAAACCUACACAACGAACAGCAACAACCUGCCUCGUCCAUUGCGACCAGCCACAUAUCUCACGUUAAGAUGACAUAGAAUGGGUUGGGUGGUGCUAGGGCGGUGUGCGGGUGGUGGCGGCCGCCUCUCGUCCAUCCUCUCGCUGUCUCUCACCUCCCUCGCAAGUUCCCUCAUCUUUACCAUCCUCUGUAUCCUCACACUCGCCCUCACUCUUGCCAGUCUCGUGCGUGCCGAGAACAACAUCUUCGAGGAGGGCAAAUCGGACAAGGAGAUUCUGGACGAUCUGCUGCAGACGGCGCGUUACGACAAGCGGCUUCUGCCCCCGGUCCAAGGUACACUGAGGCCCCCGCCCCACACCCGCCAAGACGACUACACCCCUGACCUCGUACCCAAUGACCCCGACCAUCCAGAGCACCUCGAACAUCACCGGCACCGCUACCACCACACAGCACCACACAACCACAGCUCACUGCUCACCCCUCGUCGAAAGGGAACCUUGACCGUCAACGUGAGCGUGUUGCUGCUGAGCCUGGCCUCACCCGACGAAUCCAGUCUGAAAUACGAAGUGGAGUUUUUGCUGCAGCAACAGUGGUUCGAUCCGCGGUUGCGUUAUAGCAACAGAUCGCGAUACGAAUUCCUUAACGCGAUUCACCAUUACGACAAAAUCUGGCUGCCGGAUACGUAUUUUAUAAUGCACGGCGAUUUUAAGGAUCCCCUUAUACCGGUUCAUUUCGCUCUGCGAAUAUACCGCAAUGGCACCGUCAACUAUCUUAUGCGGCGUCAUCUAAUCCUAUCCUGCCAGGGUAGACUCAAUAUCUUCCCAUUCGACGACCCACUGUGUUCAUUCGCUAUCGAGAGCAUAUCGUACGAGCAGACGGCAAUCACGUACGUCUGGAAGAACGACGAGGGUACGUUACGAAAAAGUCCGAGCCUGACGUCAUUGAACGCUUACCUCAUUAAGAACCAGACAAUCACGUGUCCGAUUAAAGUAAGCUGGCGAGCUGAAGGACAAAUCAUCGACUACGAGGACGAGUUCGAUGAGUUCGGGGACUCUAAGUGUUCGCUGUGCCAGCGCAGGUUUGAGGAGCAAGGUAACUACAGCUGCCUGAAAGUGGAUCUAAUCUUCACCCGGGAUCGUGCUUUCUACUUCACGACGGUUUUCAUCCCGGGUAUCAUUUUGGUCACCAGCUCGUUCAUCACGUUUUGGCUCGAGUGGAACGCUGUACCGGCACGCGUCAUGAUCGGCGUAACAACCAUGUUGAAUUUCUUCACGACGUCCAAUGGUUUCCGCGGAACGCUGCCGGUGGUUUCAAAUCUGACCGCCAUGAACGUUUGGGAUGGCGUCUGUAUGUGCUUCAUUUAUGCGAGCCUUCUUGAAUUUGUCUGCGUGAAUUACGUUGGCCGCAAACGACCGAUGCACAACGUCGUCUAUCGUCCCGGCGAAAAUCCCGUCACCCAGCGGCUUCCAGCGGUGCUCAGCAGGAUAGGAAUUAUAUUGGCCAGCCCCUUGACCCUGUCGCAGGGUAAAAAGAAGCGAGAGGGUGGACCUCCAACUGGUGGUGGAACGGGACCGAACGAGAUCGUUACUUGUACCAAUUGUGGCCCAAAUCCUUGCACGCACACGGCCACCAACGGAUGCACAGCUGAGAUACGAAAGAAAGAACCACCGCAUCCUAUCAGAGUUGCUAAAACGAUCGAUGUUAUAGCGAGGAUUACCUUUCCAGUCGCCUACUUCAUGUUCCUUACGUUCUUCUUCAUCCAUUACAAGGGCAGCUCGUAGAGCAGCAUUGAUGAAUGGACAUACACGAUCAAUUGACGACGAAGGAUCGAAGUGAUCAAUGAAAUUCUUCGAUCGUUAAUAAAUAAUAAUGACGACGAUAGAUAAUGCCGACAAUGCUCAAGAUUACAAUUACGAUUACGAUUACGAUUACGAUUACGAUUACGAUUACGAUUAUGAUUACGAUUACGAUGUAAACGAUGACGAUAUUUAUAUAUCGUCUGUUGUUAUGCAUCAUCUCUCUCUCUUUCUCUCUCUCUCUCUCUCUCUCUCUCUCUCUCUCUCUCUUUCUCUCGUUUAACAGGAGGACGCCUUUCGAUGUAUAUAUGAGCAACAAGCAUGUGUUGUUCGUAAUUAUAUUAUGAUGUCCGGCCAAAUUGUGAGUCCGAGAAUAAAAAGGGAAAAAUAAAAAAAAAAGAAACGGUGCGAAGGGUUGAAAA